This is a messenger RNA of Tricharina praecox, 2150 nucleotides long. RefSeq lists its product as uncharacterized. The transcript is spliced from 9 exons. The coding region runs from base 132 to 1892 and encodes 586 amino acids. The record is from RefSeq and is a predicted model, not a curated record. Lineage: Eukaryota; Fungi; Ascomycota; Pezizomycetes; Pezizales; Pyronemataceae.
CAUCGAGUUCUUCAGCCCCGGGCCCCUUGAGCGCUUUCUCCAGCUGAGUAUUAUAGAGCUGUGCAGCUAAAGAUUGUCUAUCGGGCCCGCUCUAUCCUCUUGAUCGAUAGCCACCGCAACCUCACACAUAUAUGGCGUCGACCGGCUACUUCGCAGUUCCCAGAGACGGAAAUGGCGGGUCUACCAGUACCAGUCGACCAUCGAACUCCCGCACGCCCAGCUACGACCCAGCAUACGUCUUCUCGCCGUCGUUCAGCGACGCGAACAUGGAGCUUGCCAACACGCUGCACAACAAGCCGCGCGACGCGGCCCUGGCCCGGGGUCUCAGUAUCGGUACUGCGGAGGUGGCGGGGGACGACGAAAGGGCUAGGCUACAAUUGCGGUUUCUCGGGUAUCGGUUCCGGAGGAGUGGAAGGUUCCGGGGGAUUUUUUGGCCGUUGAUGGGAAGACUGGCGCUCGAUGCGGGACUCUGGGCUGCGUUUAUCGUGGCUAUCACGUUUACCGAGUCCAGGAGGAGCCUUGAUAAGGGCGAGAAGUACCUGUUCAAUGCGGUCGGCGUGGGCUUGCCGCUCAUGCUAGGCCUGAAUAUCAAUUCGUCGUUCAAGGGUAUGGCGGCGGCGGUGAGGUGGAAGAUUCUGGCGAGUGGGCCGUUUACGCUCCAAGAGACUGAUCUCAUUCUGAGCCUUGAUAGUUUCCUGGUCGUGGCAAGGCUGGGCUACCUGUGGUUCCGGGAGGCCAUCAAAAGGAACCACCGCUGGGGAAAUAAACAUCCGAGCAAGGGAAUAUACAUCGCUAGGUCGCUGGCAUGCUUCGGCUGGAUCAUACUCAUGUUUGGCUCACAAGCCGGCGUCGGCCUGUUGGGUUUAACGUUCGACUUCGACGGCCUGGAUACGCUGAUGGUAGAGGACGGACUGGUCGAGGUGACGAAUCUGAACAACUUUGCGAACGAGAACGGCGACACUGUUACGGACGAACCGACGAUUAUCAAUAUGGAGCAGUAUCGAGCGCAUCAGUACGGUGAUGUGGCCAAUAUGACCAUCAAAGAUCUCAUUGUCGACAAAGUCCCCCUCGAGGAGGACAGGGAAAGUGCUGCGGCAAGGAAGAUAUAUCACCUGAAGGGAACGAAUGACUGGGUGUACAAGAUCCAAGACUGGACAAUAGAUGGCAAUAGAACCCUCGCCAUCGGGACGAACCGCAUCAUCACCGUCAACACGACUUGUCGUAUAGCUUUAAAUUGGGAAUUCGGUAACAGCACUACCGUUCCGACCGGUGACUGGGCGUGGAUGGCCGAUAUCGACAUUCUAAGCAUUCCCGGAGACGCAAUCACAUACGUAAACUUCGACGUCGACGGCCUCCAAGAAAAAUACCACUGCGGCCCGCGCUGCAGCAUAGUCAACGGCGUGGCCAGACAAGCGAGCAAUAUCCACGCUUUCACCUGCGAAGUCGCCGUCACAACUGUACAGGGCAGCAACAUGCCAGAGCACCAGAUGGACGACCGCGCUGCACUCCUCGCCGCAGGCUCCAUCGCCCUGGACGGAACUGGCAAACGCAGGACUGAGGGUAUCAUUCGGUAUCAGUACGCACGAUACAACACUUUAACCGGAUGGGGUGCCACCCUGACAGACGCCAACCAGCUCGCGCAGCGUGUUGGCAAGUUCGCGGUGGGAACCAUCGCGAUGCUGGACUCUUACCGUGUGACGACAUAUCAAGUGCCCGGUCGGAGGGUGAUCAAUGUGGUUGCCGGCGUGCUGUUGAGGAUUAAAACCCCCGAGCUGUUCAUCGUCAUGGGCGUGCUCAUCGGAACUCAUAUCGCACUCAUACCGAUUGUGCUUUGGCUGGCGUGCUCAGUGAGGCAUGUGCCGACGGUGGAUCUGUCGGCUUACUUAUUAUGAGGUGCAAAAUGUUUUAGAGGGGGAUAGAAAGUACACAACAUCGGGGGAACACAGUUGGAAACUGGCCAGCUUGCGGUAGGCCGGCAAAGGUAAACAUAUAGGUAGGUAGAGCUGUGACGGGGCGGGCUCAGGGCUGUAUGAGGGCAAAAAAUCAAGUCCCUCCGACCAGAGUCGAACUGGUGACCAACGGAUGACAACUUUGAAAUUACAGUCCGGUGUGAUACCAACUACACCACAGAGGGUUCAUGAAUGCAGAGC